CUCCUGGACUGAAGGAGUCCUUUUGCUUCAGCCUCCUGAGUCUCAGGCACGAUAGGCAAGAGCCGCUGUGCCUGGCUUAUGUGCUAAUGUUAUGGUGAGGAUGUUAGGAUUGUUACUAUUUUUGUAAGUUAUGUGACUUUGAGAAUUCUUCCCUAAACCUUAGUUUUCAUAAGCUCUCUCAUGUUAAGCACUCACAUUUGCAAAAUGGGAUACUUUUCAGGAACAGAUAUAUGAUAUUAUAGCAGAAAGUCUUGCUUUUAAUAGUUUGUGGCUUGUAGUUUUCUUUUCUUUUUAAUGACUUUUUAGUGAAUGGAAAUUCUUAAUUUUACUAAGCUGAUUUUAUUGAUCUUUUAUGCUUUCUGUGUCUCUAGUAAGAAAUCUUUUCCUCUUCCACAUGGAUAGCAAAAACGUAUUCUCCAUUCCUGUUCUCCAACAGCUGUGUAGUUUUGCCUUUCACAUGUAAGUCCUUAGUUCAACUGGAAUUGAUUUUCAGGUAGAGCGUGUGGCAGAAGACUAAUUUCUUUUUUCUCCAUAUGGAUAAACCAGUUGUCCCAGAACCAUUGAUCAGAAAGUCUAUUCUCUCCCCACUGAUGUGUGGAGCCAGUUCUAACCAUUAAUCAGGUUUGUCUAUUUAUUUGACUUCUCUAUUUCAUUUCAUUACUUUGUCUAUUCUCUUUAUCAAUACUUUAAAGUUGUUUAUGUAUGACUGCUUUUGUCAUCUGUAUGGCAGGGUUCCUAGUUUGUUGGUGUUCUUUAAGAGUGUUUUGGCUCUCCUUGGAACACUUUACUUCCAUGUAAUUUUUAGAAUUAGGUUAUCUAGUUCUGCAAAGCAAUUAUGUUGGGAUUUGGACUGGAAUGGGGUUGACUAGAUCAUUUUAAGGAAAAUGUACGUCUUUAUAAUACUGAGUUCUCUAAUCCAUGAACAUGGUAUGUAUUUCCUCUGUUUACAUUUUAUGUAUUUUUAUAAAGGAUUGUAGUUUUCUGUGUGAUAAUUUUCUACCUUGUAUAAGAUUUAUUCUUAUAUAUUGUGUGUGUUUUGAAGCUUAUGUAAAUGGUAUCUUUUAAAUUUUAUAUUUUUCUAAGUGCUGUUAGCAUGAAUAUUUUUGUAUAAAUAGUGAGGCUUAAAGGAAAUUUUGCCCUAAGGUAUGCCCUAUUUACUACCCAUGGUUAUCAGGGAUGCUUUGGCAUGAGGAUGGUGGCUUGGCAAUUUUAGCUGUUCCCUCUCUCCCCAUGCCCAACAUAAAUGACAUGCAUUUUUAAUUUCAGCCAGUGUAGUAACACACUUACUGAUAAUCUAGAAAUUGCUAGCAUUGCACAGAACAUCCUGGAGCAGGGACAAUGUUUUCUCUCUUCUUCUUUGUCAUUUGUCAUAUCAUUUUCUCUUUUCUUCCUUUUUUUUUCCUUUUCUUGGCUUCAUCUUCUGUAUCACUUUUUUUGUUCUCCUGUUAGUUGCUAUUUAUGGCAUAUAUUAUAUUUGUAGAUGAUUAUUAUUAAUUCUUUUAAAGCAUCCUUGAUUUGAUGAAUUAUAGAUAUGAUCUGAUAAAUCAUAUCCUACUCUUAUAAUACCUGCUUCUUCUGGAAACUCUACAGCGGGGGUUAGUGAACUUUUUCUGUAAAAGGCCAGAGAGUAAAUAUUUUGGGCUUUGUGGGCCAUCUGGUUCCUGUUGCUGCUACUCAGUUCACUGUUGUGGCACGAGAGCAGCCGUGAGCAAUACAUAAAUGAAUGACGUGGCUGUGAUCCAAUAAACUUUAUUUACGGACACAAAAAUUUGAAUUUCAUAUAUAAUUUUCAUAUGUCAUGAAAUAUUGACUUUUCCAACCAUUUAAAAAUGUGAAAAACACUCUUGGCUUCUGAGCCUUGCAAACACAGGCAAGUGGGAGGUGGGAUUUGGCCCGAAAGCCACGCGCAGUUCACUGAAGCCUGCCGGAGAGCACCCUGUGUGUGCCUCUAACUGAAGACUGACUCCACGCACUUGUCAUUGACUGGUUCAUGGUUAAUGGCUUCCUUUUUGGCCCCUAUGGACAUAAAUUGAAUCUUUGCAACAUUAAGGUACAGGUAUGGCUUAAUGAUAGGCUGCCUUUCUAAGUCAGUUGGAAAAUGAGUCCAUUUUAAGUUGAUCAGAAAUACUUAGAGUUUAGUAAAUAAAUGAGCUAUAUCAAAUAUAUGUAACACUGAAGGCUAAUUUCUUUCAAACUCUGCUUUGAAUCAUGUUCCAGUAAUUGGGGCAACCCGUAGAGAUGGUUUUGUUUCACUUCCCCACACUGUUCCUGCUGUGUUCUGAAUGAGGAAGGACGGAUUUGGAAAGGUUGAGUGAUUUCAGUGGAGUCACAAAACGUGUAGAAAUUGGAACAUAACCCGUUCAAUCCAGUGCCAUGUCUACUUUUAUCGCAUUGCCUCUCCUGUAUUCUUAUAGAAAAUUGGAGUCUUCCGUAAGGGUGGACCUUUGCUCAGUGAACGGUGCAGUAUUGAUAAGGCUGCCCCAGACUGCCAGUUAGAUAUCUAGUUUUCCCGUUGAUUUCAUUCUGUUUGGAUGAUCUUCCUUCCUGACUAGAUAGGAAUCAAUUUUCCUGUUUCCUUGCAUCAUGCCUACCAUAAUGGUGCACCUUGGGAAUAUUUAUUUCCUUGUUCAAUGCUUAUUGAAUACUAUGUAAGUCAGAGACACCUUGCUAGGGGGCUGGAGGUGGGCCCAAUAAAAUAUCCUUGUUUCUCACAGGGGUUUAUAAUAUAAUGGAGGACCCACAGGUACUUACUUAAUAACAGGAUGCAGGAACUUGGGGAGACACUGCUGAGUUACUGUUCAUGUAUGGAAAUAGCUGCCAUAAAAGAACCUAAAUACCAUUUGUAGAAUAUAGCACACUGGCUUCAGUGCUGAUAGCCUGUCAUUUAAUCAUCAUGCCAAGUACUUUGCACGUGGAGAGAAGACGAUUGCAGGUGACGUUGCCUCUCUCAUUGUAGAUUGAUUCUUGAAGGUGUAUUUUCGAGAUGCAGUAAUUACCUGAGUAAGUAGCAUGGGUAGAAAUUUUUGCAAUGCAGUUUUUUUUCACAGUUUUGCUAAAUGAACUUCCAGUUUAAUACUUUACUAAUGAACACAGGCACUCUUUCUGUGGAAGGAGAGGGACUCUGAGCUAGGAGCUGAUGCUCCUGUUGUCACUCCUGAAAAGAAAAGGGAGGAAGAUACCUCUGUUGGUCUCCUGCCAUGCUUUUUCUGGAGCCUCUCCUCCUGGGGGUGCAAGUGACCUAUUUCUUCUCACAUAAUUAGGAGGUGACUGACAUGGAGAGCUGCCUCCUUUAGGCAAAGGGUGGGACCUGUCUUAUUCCCAAAUGUAGAUUUAGUAGUACUUUGGUACCCAGUGGUGUUUGUCCCUCUUCUCUGUGCAGACAAGAGAUUUCCUUUUCCUUUCCUGAAUUUGUUUUUGACAUGAAUCUUUGGGGUUAGAAUUUCUGUCUCUGAUGGAUGGCAUCGAUAGGCUAUUUAGGCAUAGUUAAAUCAUAUUCAGUAUAUUUCAUAUCUGUAAAGUCUAAGGGCCUGGCCAACCAUCCCUCACUGAGCUAUCGCUGUUACUCAGAUGACUUUGGGAGUUCUGACACUGAUUUGUUAAAGAUCCCUUGGAACAUAACCCGUUUGUUAAGUUAGGGACUCCUUGUAACCAUAAUGAGAAAAGCAAGCCCCUUAGUACGUGUAUUAGUCCAUUUUCACUCUGCUAUGAAGAAAUACCCAAGACUGGCUAAGUUAUUAAAAAAAAAUAAAGAGGUUUAAUGGACUCACAGUUCCACAUGGCUGGGGAGGCCUCACAAUCAUGGCGGAAGACAAAGGGGAACAAAGGUAUGUCUUACACGGUGACAGGCAAGACAGCGUGUGCAGGGGAACUCCCCUUUAUGAAACCAUCAGAUCUGGUGAGACUUAAUCCCUAUCACAAGAACAGCAUGGGAAAGACCCACUACCGUGAUUCAGUUACCUCCCACUGGGCCCCUCCCAAGACACAAGGGAAUUGUGGGAGCUGCAGUUCAAGAUGAGAUUUGGGUGGGGACAACAGCAAACCAUGUCAGCGAGUGAUUUGCUCGGGUUCAUUCUGCUUCGCGGCUCCCUGUGCUGAAGUACCGUCUCCAUGGCCCACCUCGCCCAUACAGAGAAUAGUUCAUUAAUUGUGGGCUCCUGCCUUUCGGCCGGCAUCUUCUCUCAGGCCUCGCAGGAUCCAUAGUGACAUACAGGAAGGGAAAUGAGAGAAAAGAAAAAUGAAAUAAUUUUUGAUUUUCUCCACUCCCAUGUAACCUAACUUUUUAUGUGGUCAAGCAAUAUAAGUUCCUAUCCAGCAUAAAUAUGUGUGACUACGUUUAUAUCCCUGCUUACAAAAUCAUUCUAAAAUGGCAAUGAAAUAUUGCUUCUCCCUUUUUCUUCCUGCAGAAAAUAUUCUAAAGAAAUAAGAAUUUUGAUGAGGAGUGGUUAUUGAGAGGGGCAUUUCGGACCGGUUUUAAAUCUCAGUAGUUUAUUGUGUUGGGGUUAUUGAAAUACUGGAUAUACUGACAAAAAUCACCAAGAGCUUAUGAUUAUUUGCAAUCAAAGAGAAGUAUACAGACUGGACAGAAUUUCUCAUACGUGACUUGACCGGUUCAAGGACAGCACCCGCCAACCUCCUGGAAGGUGUAUGUAUUGUUGUUAUACAUCUAAUGUAUCUCUGAAGCACCCCAGUUACGUGAGCUCAGACCUGACAGCACCUUUGCAUGAUUCCCAGAGCCCUUUUCAGUACUGGAUAGUUAGUGUGAUUGAAAAUGUUGGAGGAAGAUUACGCCUUCGCUAUGUGGGAUUGGAGGACACUGAAUCCUAUGACCAGUGGUUGUUUUACUUGGAUUACAGACUUCGACCAGUUGGUUGGUGUCAAGAGAAUAAAUACAGAAUGGACCCACCUUCAGAAAUCUAUCCUUUGAAGAUGGCCUGUGAAUGGAAAUGUACUCUGGAAAAAUCCCUUAUUGAUGCUGCCAAAUUUCCUCUUCCAAUGGAAGUAUUUAAGGAUCACGCAGAUUUGCGAAGCCAUUUCUUCACAGUUGGGAUGAAGCUUGAGACAGUGAAUAUGAGCGAGCCCUUUGACAUCUCUCCUGCGUCAGUGACUAAGGUUUUUAACAAUCAUUUUUUUCAAGUGACUAUUGACGACCUAAGACCUGAACCAAGUAAACUCUCAGUGCUGUGCCAUGCAGAUUCUUUGGGGAUUUUGCCAGUACAAUGGUGCCUUAAAAAUGGAGUCAGCCUCACUCCUCCCAAAGGUUACUCUGGCCAGGACUUCGACUGGGCAGAUUAUCACAAGCAGCAUGGGGCGCAGGAAGCUCCUCCCUUCUGCUUCAGAAAUACAUCGUUCAGUCGAGGUUUCACAAAGAACAUGAAACUUGAAGCUGUGAACCCCAGGAAUCCAGGAGAACUGUGUGUGGCCUCCGUUGUGAGUGUGAAGGGGCGGCUGAUGUGGCUUCACCUGGAAGGGCUGCAGACUCCCAUUCCAGAGGUCAUUGUUGACGUGGAAUCCAUGGACAUCUUCCCAGUGGGCUGGUGUGAAGCCAAUUCUUACCCUUUGACUACACCACACAAAACAGUCUCACAAAAGAAGAGAAAGAUUGCAGUCGUGCAACCAGAGAAACAAUUGCCGCCCACAGUGCCUGUUAAGAAAAUACCUCAUGACCUUUGUUUAUUCCCUCACCUGGACGCCACAGGAACCGUCAACGGGAAAUACUGCUGUCCUCAGCUCUUCAUCAACCACAGGUGUUUCUCAGGCCCUUACCUGAACAAAGGAAGGAUCGCAGAGCUACCUCAGUCGGUGGGACCGGGCAAAUGCGUGCUGGUUCUUAAAGAGGUUCUCAGCAUGAUAAUCAACGCGGCCUACAAGCCUGGAAGGGUAUUAAGAGAAUUACAGCUGGUAGAAGAUCCCCACUGGAAUUUCCAGGAGGAGACAUUGAAGGCCAAAUACAGAGGCAAAACGUACAGGGCUGUGGUCAAAAUCGUACGGACAUCUGACCAAGUUGCAAAUUUCUGCCGCCGAGUCUGUGCAAAGCUAGAGUGCUGUCCAAAUUUGUUUAGUCCUGUGCUGGUAUCUGAAAACUGCCCAGAGAACUGCUCCAUUCAUACCAAAACCAAAUACACCUAUUACUAUGGAAAGAGAAAGAAGAUCUCCAAGCCCCCCAUCGGGGAAAGCAACCCCGACAGCGGACACCCCAAACCCACCAGGCGGAGGAAGCGACGGAAAUCCAUUUUCGUGCAGAAGAAACGGAGGUCUUCUGCCGUGGACCUCACCGCGGGCUCGGGGGAGGAAAGUGAAGAGGAGGACGCCGAAGCCAUGGACGAUGACACCGCCAGUGAGGAGACAGGCUCCGAGCUCCGGGAUGACCAGACGGACACCUCGUCGGCGGAGGUGCCCUCGGCCCGGCCCCGGAGGGCCGUCACCCUGCGGAGCGGCUCAGAGCCCGCACGCCGGCCGCCCGCAGAGAGGACACGAAGGGGCCGCAGGGCGCCGGCCGUCUCCUCAGCAGAGGAAGGGGAGAAGUGCCCGCCGGCCAAGCCCGAGGGGACAGAGGACACGAAACAAGAGGAGGAGGAGAGGCUGGUUCUGGAGAGCAACCCGUUGGAGUGGACGGUCACCGACGUGGUGAGGUUCAUUAAGCUGACAGACUGUGCCCCCUUGGCCAAGAUAUUUCAGGAGCAGGACAUUGACGGCCAAGCACUCCUGCUUCUGACCCUUCCGACGGUGCAGGAGUGCAUGGAGCUGAAGCUGGGGCCCGCCAUCAAGUUAUGCCACCAGAUCGAGAGAGUCAAAGUGGCUUUCUACGCCCAGUACGCCAACUGAGUCGGCCCUCGGGAGGUGGCCCGUGAUGUGGGAUGCAGUGUUGGUAAAGGUUUCCAGGACUGAAACUUUGAUUUUCCAGGAUAUGUUAAAUGGUACAGACACUAAGUAUCACCAGAAAACCAGAAGCCCAGGAUCUCCUGCCUCUGCUGGCGUGUGAGCUGUUUCUGUGUUUGCAAAGCGCAGCGAAGCACAGCAGCAGUGGCUUCUGGGGAGUGCCAGUUAAAGUCACGCGUCAGACCCUGCCGGACGUGGGCCAGCUUCUUGGUUCGCCCACAUUUUGCCUUUCUCCCGCCCCAAACCGGCAGCUCCCUUGGAGCAGGGUUUCCUAAAGUGAGGCCUGCAUUCUUUGUAAAAGAAGAAUGUCGCCAAGGAAGAAACCUCACCCCGUGCUGUCGUGUUUCCUGUAAUCACACGGGCACAUUUAUACAUGCAGUUUCCUGUGGAUAGGCGUGUGACCCUGGUUGAGUGGCACCUGCGGUUUCAUCUUGGUGGCAGCUCCUUUCUGCCGUGCAGCUGGCAGCGACGUCCUUAUAAAAAGAUAUGCUAAAGCUCUGUCCUCUGUUCGAGGUGCCUUUUAGGAAUACGGGGAGUGAAGGAAGGCCUGCAGGCAUCUCCGUGCAACUGGAUGGUUGGUUGGUUGGUUUUGUUGUGUUUUCUGAGACACAGAGUCGCUCUGUCACCCAGGCUGGAAUGCAGUGGCACGAUCUCAGCUUACUGCAACCUCUGUCUCCCGGGUUCAAGUGAUUCUCCUGCCUCAGCCUCCCAAGUAGCUGGGAUUGCAGGUGCCCACCACCAUGCCCAGCUAAUUUUUAUAUUUUUAGUAGAGACAGGGUUUCACCAUGUUGGUCAGGCUGGUCUUGAACUCCCGAUCUCAAAUGAUCUGCCCGCCUUGGCCUCCCAACAUGCUGGGAUUGCAGGUGUGAGCCACCACGCCCCGGCCCAACUGGAUGGUUUUUGAUUGAAGUCUAGGAUAUCUGUAGAGACACACUCUACCCAGUCUUUUCUAGACCUCAACUAUCUCCAGUGUUGUAGUUUAAUUGUAGCUGGAUCAGGGAGUGAGACUUUUAGGCAAAUGUUGGAUUAUAUAUCAAAGGAAAAGCUUAGUUUCAGAGAGCAGGAAGGUAAAGAGAUGUGGGGGAAGCGUUUCAUGAACCAGCUACAUCCGCUUAGAAGUAUCACUGCAGCAGGUCACUAAGCAGGAGUCCCUCUGAGGGUCCCUUCUGUCUCGUUCUACCCCAGCUGGCUGCAUAUGCACCAGGGACAGUGCAGCAUGAGCCCUGAAUCUGGAGGCAGCCACUUGGCACCCUGGUUUUGCUGAGAACUAACUCUAAGAUCUUGGGUGACUUCUUAUCACUCUGGACCUCAGUUCCUGUGAAGCGACAGGUGUGGACACUGAGGGUGCAGUGGUGAGCACACUAUCUCCUGCUGGCGUUCAUCCCGCUCAUGCUGGAAAGAAAGAUCCAGAUUGGCCAAAAAUGAGAAAAA
Molecule: messenger RNA, 8307 nt
Organism: Cercocebus atys (sooty mangabey)
Lineage: Eukaryota; Metazoa; Chordata; Mammalia; Primates; Cercopithecidae
Gene: SFMBT2
Product: Scm-like with four mbt domains 2
Exons: 18
Coding region: 4645-6822 (725 amino acids)
Biological process (GO): regulation of DNA-templated transcription
Cellular component (GO): nucleus
Molecular function (GO): transcription corepressor activity; histone binding
Source: RefSeq, a predicted model, not a curated record